Cloeon dipterum is the source of this 379-nucleotide messenger RNA. RefSeq lists its product as uncharacterized. NCBI's taxonomy places the organism in Eukaryota, Metazoa, Arthropoda, Insecta, Ephemeroptera, Baetidae. The transcript is spliced from 3 exons. Bases 17 to 379 code for a protein of 120 amino acids. The record is from RefSeq and is a predicted model, not a curated record.
GCUUCGCUUUCGAACCAUGGGUCCCAAAAUGAAAUGCGCCGCAUUCAUAAUCACCUAUGUCUAUGCUCUGGCCGUUGCUGGGGCCACCAUCGGAGUGUGUCAUCUCAUCUCGCAAAUCACCCAAAAUGAUCCGAUGCCUAAGCUCGGCAAACUUGAAGCUGAUGCUGAUUGUGCAGUCAACAAAACUACUGAUCCCGACUGCUUGGUGGUUUCCUCCAUCGGCCGACUCGCAACACAAUCAGCUUGGCAGCAAGUCCUAAUGAGCAUUUCUGCUUCUCUCGCAGUCGUCUCCUUUCUCGGGACACUUUUGGUGGUAACGCUUUUUCCAGGUUACGUGAAAUACCUUGUGCGUCUGCAGAGUAAGAACCAGCCUGCUUAA